This is a messenger RNA of Linderina pennispora, 921 nucleotides long. Its product is annotated as Metallo-dependent phosphatase. Gene Ontology annotation, molecular function: protein serine/threonine phosphatase activity. Gene Ontology annotation, cellular component: cytoplasm; nucleus. NCBI's taxonomy places the organism in Eukaryota, Fungi, Kickxellomycota, Kickxellomycetes, Kickxellales, Kickxellaceae. The transcript has a single exon. Bases 1 to 921 code for a protein of 306 amino acids. Gene Ontology annotation, biological process: peptidyl-serine dephosphorylation; double-strand break repair via homologous recombination. The record is from RefSeq and is a predicted model, not a curated record.
AUGGUGCAGAGCGACCUUGACAGACAAAUCGAGCAGCUGCGGCGCUGCGAAAUCAUUACAGAGAACGAGGUCAAAGAGCUGUGCAACAAGGCGCGCGAGAUAUUUAUCGAGGAGAGCAACGUCCAGCGGGUCGACGCGCCCGUGACUAUCUGCGGCGACAUCCACGGGCAAUUCUACGACCUGCAGGAGCUGUUCAAAGUGGGAGGCGAGUGUCCGGACACAAAUUACCUGUUCAUGGGCGACUUUGUCGACCGCGGGUUCUACAGUGUCGAGACGUUUCUGCUGCUGCUGGCACUGAAGGUGCGGUACCCCGACCGAAUCUCGCUGCUGCGCGGCAACCAUGAGAGCCGGCAGAUCACACAGGUGUAUGGCUUCUACGACGAGUGCAUGCGCAAGUACGGGUCGGCCAAUGUCUGGCGCAACUGCUGCGAGGUUUUCGACUACAUGAGCCUGGUGGCCAUCAUCGACGACCGCGUGCUAUGCGUGCAUGGCGGGCUGUCGCCGGUCAUCAACACCGUCGACCAGAUCCGCACCAUCGACCGCAAGCAGGAGGUGCCGCACGAGGGCGCCAUGUGUGAUCUGCUGUGGUCGGAUCCCGAGGACAUCUCCGGGUGGGGCCUGAGCCCGCGCGGCGCUGGCUACCUGUUUGGUGGGGACGUCGUGCGCUCGUUCCUGCACACAAACCACUUGAGCAUGAUUGCCCGCGCACACCAGCUGGUCAUGGAGGGCUACAAGAAGAUGUUUGACGAGACUUGUGUCACUGUAUGGAGCGCCCCCAACUACUGCUACCGGUGUGGCAACGUCGCCGCCAUCCUGGAGUUUGACGAGAACCUCAAGCAGGACUACAAGAUCUUUGAUGCUGCCCCGCAGGAAGCGCGGGGCAUUCCGGCCAAGAAGCCAGCACCCGACUACUUCUUGUAA